This is a messenger RNA of Tribolium castaneum (red flour beetle), 2301 nucleotides long. RefSeq names its product Nucleolar complex protein 3 (gene Noc3). Lineage: Eukaryota; Metazoa; Arthropoda; Insecta; Coleoptera; Tenebrionidae. Gene Ontology annotation, cellular component: nucleolus. The record is from RefSeq and is a predicted model, not a curated record. Gene Ontology annotation, biological process: DNA replication initiation. Gene Ontology annotation, molecular function: chromatin binding. Bases 104 to 2275 code for a protein of 723 amino acids. The transcript has 8 exons.
UUCGACUAUCCAGAAAUUCUCCAGUUCUGGAUUGGAAUAAACAACGAUUGAGGUUAGGUGGGAUUAUAAAAACGUGUUUAAAUUUGCAAAAAAAAAUAAAAAAAUGGGAAAAUUGCAACAUUCCGAAAGUGAGGAGGAAAAUGAUAGUGAUUAUGGGGAGGACAUGCUUGAAAUGGUCGAAGAGGACGACUUGGACUUCCUCAAAAAUGCCAUAACUUCAAAAUCGUACAACAUUUUCAACAAAGUCAAGUAUUCCGGUGCCCCUAAACCCAAAAGGCGCCGCUUAAAUAAUGAAGACUCGGAUCUGGAGAAAGAGUUUGAGGAGCAAACUGUUGAAGACACCCCCAUGAAAAAUCUCCUACCCAUCAAAACUAAGUUUGGAAUUGUGCCGCAACAAAUUGAGGACGAGUCCGGCGAGAAAUCUGAAGAUGAAGCCGAAGAAGACGAAACGCAGGAGCAGUUUGACCUAGUUGACGAUAAAAUUGAUAUUUCGAAACCAAUUCCUGCGGCACAUUUAUUGGCCGAGCGACAGAAAGUUUUAAGAGAGAAAAAAAUUCACAUUGGGACUUUGAGUGCCGGUGUUUUGGAAAAUCCCGAAGAAAAAGUAACAAAUCUACGAACUUUACUCAAACUAAUGGAUGAGGAAAGUAGCGAAGUGUUUUUCACUGUGAGGAAAUUGGCCACUGUGUCGCUCCUAGAAGUGUUCAAAGACGUUUUGCCUUCAUAUGAAAUCAAAAAAGUCAACAAUGAUGGAGUGAAAUUGAAAAAGGAUACAUUAAAAUUACAAAAAUAUGAAGAAAGUUUAGUGCAAUAUUACAAAAAGUUUUUGCAAAAGCUUGAAAAGAACUCUUCGGUUUUGCUCAAGAAAAAAGGUGACACAAGAAAAUUUCACGAAGAAGAAAUUAAAUUGGCUGAACUAGCAGUGCAGGCAUUAUGUGACUUACUAGUUGCACACCCUUAUUUCAAUUAUGCCCAAAAUAUAGCACAAGCUGUUGUUCCCUUCUUAAAUAACGUAAGAAGUAACAUACGGGAAAUUGCAAAAAAUGCAAUAAGAACAGUUUUCAAGGAGGAUAAAAGGGAAGAAAUCAUACUAAAGAUUUUACGAAUAAUCAACGCCUAUUUAAAAAACCGAGCUCACAAUGUUCAUCCCGACAUGUUAGAGACAUUCCUUGUUCUUAAUUUACGAGACGUUAAUUUAGACGAGGAAAAGGAGCAAGACAUUAAACAGAAAAAAUUGAUGGCACGCAAACAAAAAGUACUACAAAUGUCCAAAAAAGAGCGCAAACGUAAGAAAAAACUUCAAAUGUUGGAACAGGAAUUACUAGAAACUAAAGCUGAAGAGAACAAACAGUCAAAACAGCGCAACUUGACUGAAAUCACAAAAAUAGUUUUCGGGGUUUAUUUCAGAAUUUUGAAAAGUUCGACCAAUAAUAAAGUUCUGGGCGUUUGUCUAGAAGGCCUGGCAAAGUUUUCUCAUUGCAUAAAUAUAGAAUAUUACUUAGACCUUGUCAACAUUUUGGACAAUUUAUUGAAAGAAGAGUGGAUCGGUUACAGAGAGCAGUUACAUUGCGUCCAAACUGUUUUUUCUAUUCUGAGCGGACAAGGAGAAGCUUUAAAUGUAGACCCGACUCGUUUUUACACCAAUUUAUACAAAGGUCUCCUCACAACCAACGCCUCUAAAAACCACUCAAAUUUUCUUAUUCUUUUGAAAACACUCAACGAUGCUCUGAUCAAAAGACGCAAAAAAAUAACAAAUAAAAGGACGCUCAGUUUCGUGAAACGUUUGGCCACUCUUAGCUUACAAUUGUUGCAUAAUGGUAGUUUAGGGAGCCUUGGUCUUAUCAAAAACAUAAUGCAGCUUAACAGAACAGUGGAUAUCCUCCUAGACUUGGAUAAUUCGUUCGGAGACGGAAAAUAUCAGCCAGAACUGGAAGACCCUGAAUAUGCGAACGCGUCAAGUACCGGUUUAUACGAACUGAAUUUGUUGGUGAGACAUUACCAUCCUGUUGUCACCAAAUACGCCAGAAAUAUCGCUUUUGGGGUCCCCGCCACGGGGGAAGGCAGCCUUGACCCCGAAUACGCCAAAUGCACACCUGAGCAACUCUACCACGAUUUUGACAUGUGUGAAAUGGCCUUCAACCCCCCUGUCCCUGUCCCCAAAAAAGUGGCCCCUAAGGAGAAGCACCAAAAGCACCUAUUUGCCGAUUCGGCCUUCGAGAGCCAGUGCAAAAGUAUAGUUAGGGCACAUUUGAAACGCAAAGCGAGUUUUUUGUAAAAUAAAAGAUAAAUUUUUUGAAUUUA